AUGGAUUUUAUCGACAUAUUGCUUUCACUAAAGCACCGGUAUUCAAAUACCCAUGAUGGCCUAUCCUUUACAAUUGAUAGGUCUGGUAUGAAAUGCAUUUUAGUGGAUUUGAUAGCUGGCUCCAUUGAUACCAUAAAAACUUCUGUUGAAUGGAUUUUAGCUGCACUUAUAAAACACCCUAGAGUGAUGAAGAAACUACAACAAGAGUUGAAAGUUGUGAUUGGAGAUAAACAUGUGGUUGAAGAAACAGAUUUGCCAAACUUAAGUUACUUGCACAUGGUAGUUAAGGAGACUUUAAGGCUUUAUCCUAUUGCUCCACUAUUAGUUCCACAUCAAUCAAUGGAGGAUAUUGUGAUUAAUGGUUACAAUAUACCCAAGAAUACACGACUUCUUGUAAAUUAUUGGGCAUUUGGACGUGACUCAAAAGUUUGGUCUGAAAAUUGGGAGGAGUUUCUUCCAGAGAGGUUUUUAGACACAGAAGUCGAUUUUCGUGGACAUGAUUAUCAACUUAUACAAUUUGGAAUUGGUAGAAGAGGAUGUCCUGGAAUGAAUUUAGGAUUACUAAACACUGGCUUGGUGGUUUCCAACAUGGUACAUUUCUUUGAUUGGGAGCUACCGAGUGGGAUGUCAUCAAGUGACCUGGAUAUGAAAGAAAAAUUUGGAUUAACUACCCCCAGGGCUAAACCCUUAUUAGCUAAUCCUAUAUACCAAAACUGA
This is a messenger RNA of Lactuca virosa, 717 nucleotides long. The record is from the annotation of a GenBank genome assembly. Lineage: Eukaryota; Viridiplantae; Streptophyta; Magnoliopsida; Asterales; Asteraceae.